Molecule: messenger RNA, 957 nt
Organism: Vitis riparia (riverbank grape)
Lineage: Eukaryota; Viridiplantae; Streptophyta; Magnoliopsida; Vitales; Vitaceae
Product: LEAF RUST 10 DISEASE-RESISTANCE LOCUS RECEPTOR-LIKE PROTEIN KINASE-like 1.2
Exons: 3
Coding region: 1-957 (318 amino acids)
Molecular function (GO): polysaccharide binding
Source: RefSeq, a predicted model, not a curated record
AUGCCCAAAACCAAAGAAGCGUCUCUCUCUGCACCUGAACUUAUGAUGUUGAGAGAAGCAAAACUUGUAGGGGUAGGCCUCAUAACACUCCACUUCAGUUUUCUUUCAUUUUGCGCUGCUAGUGAAAACCAGCCCUGCAGGCCCUCUUCUUGCGGAGAUAUUCAAAACAUCAGCAUCCCAUUUCGAUUAAAAGGAGAUCCGCUCGGUUGUGGUCAUCCUGAUCCUGCAUACGAAUUGGUUUGUGAAAACAAUCGUACCAUCUUUUAUGGGAAAUUCUAUGUCGAGGAGAUCAAUUACCAUAACUACACCGUCAGAGUAAUAGUUGCUGGGCUAGAGAAGAGCAACUGUUUCUCCCUUCCUCUCUAUUCCUCGACAAUAGAUGAUCUAUAUGUAAAUGAGUAUAAAUAUCUUGAUGAACUGGAUACUGUACUUUUGAUGAACUGUGCAAGACCAAUCUUUGAUCAAUACUACAUUCCUAUUGUUCCCUGCAACCGCACUGAUGCUACUUUCUCUUCCUCACAACCAUAUGCUUAUGCGCUCGCUGGAGGCUACAAGCAGGUGAAAGAUCUUCCAUAUUCGUGCACCAUUGGCUCGACUGUUGUUACUCGCAGUUUCAUGGCUGUUUCAGAGCCCUGCAAUCUUUCAAGCUCAGAUUUGCAAGAAAAGCUGCUUAUGGGGCUCCAGCUUUCAUUUUUGAGGUCCCGCUGCCUUGAAUGCACAGUGAAAGACAGCUGGUGCAGACCAAAUUUCAGCAACAACACUAUACAAUGCCUGGAUUAUAAUAGAAGAAACUUUGAAACACUUAGAAGUCCCUAUACAACCCAAGGACGUGAAACUGUUUUUUUCCUAACUGGGUAUUCUGGGACCAUUGCAAUUGGUACGGCUUUGAUAGUUCCUUCCAUCAUUUUCCAUGAUUUACAAAUUGAACCUUUCAUCGUCAUGCUUCAUAUUUUCUAA